UCAACAAUGGCUUCCAAGUUGGCCUUUCUUCUUCUUUCUAUCUUUGCUAUCUCACUUCUGAUCUCCUCGGAGGUCACAGCUAGAGACUUGUCUGAGUCUUCCUCAAAUAAUGCUGAGGUAGACACAAUGAAACAUGGAGAGGUAGAAGAUGCCAAGUAUGGUGGUGGCGGUUACCCAGGCCGUGGAGGCUAUGGGGGUGGCGGUUAUCCAGGCCGUGGUGGCUAUGGCGGCGGAGGCUAUCCUGGCCGUGGUGGCUAUGGUGGUGGAGGAUAUCCCGGCCAUGGUGGACACGGUGGUGGUUACCCAGGCCAUGGUGGCGGUGGACACGGUGGCGGCGGACACGGGGGAGGGUAUUGCCGCUAUGGAUGCUGCGGUGGAGGGUACGGAGGAGGCUGCAGAAGAUGCUGCUCUUACGCCGGUGAAGCUGUAGAUGCACAGCCAAACACUGAAUCUCAUAACUAAAAGUAUUAUGCAUCAAGUAAUGAAUAAAGCUUGGGCUUACAGGUGUAUACCAGGGCUUCACUUUCUUAUAGGAGUGAGGUUUCAAGCCUCAAGUGGUCAAAGUAGGAUUUGUGUGUAAUUUCCAUAUUUGCACUAUAAAGCAUGAAUAUGAUAUAUGCACAGUACUGUGAGAUUGCUUUUGGCAAUCAAGAUAUGAAGAUGCAAUUAAUAAAAGAGAAGUUUGGCUAUUAUUGAUA
Molecule: messenger RNA, 698 nt
Organism: Neltuma alba
Lineage: Eukaryota; Viridiplantae; Streptophyta; Magnoliopsida; Fabales; Fabaceae
Product: cold and drought-regulated protein CORA
Exons: 2
Coding region: 7-462 (151 amino acids)
Source: RefSeq, a predicted model, not a curated record